AUGGCGAGACAAUUAUCGAGUAAUUGGGAACUGCUUUCCUCAGAGCUUGGGGGCGCCCAAAGUGCGCCGAAGAAACAGGUGCACAAGAAAAAGAAGGAAGUUAAACGGAUGCCUCGCAAAGAGACCAAAAUCAUGACCAUGGUCUAUAACAUGAACAAAGUGAUUGCCAAGCGUGAGUUGGACAAGAAAGAGGGUAAAGAGUUUCAGUUCAAGAGCAGUGUCUGUCUGGACGCUGAGACGAACAAGAAAUUGGACGAUAUUAUCGAACAGGAUUUGAACGGGAAAGAGCACGCGAAGAAAACGUCAGAUAUUGGGAAAUAUGUCGCUAUAGAUUGUGAAUUUGUUGGGGUUGGUUUAGAUGGGAAGGAUCAUGCACUUGCCAGAAUUUCCAUGACCAAUUAUUUUGGACACGUCGUCUUGGAUAAGUUUGUCAGGCCCAGAGAGAAGGUUACCGAUUGGAGAACAGAGAUCAGCGGUAUCACGCCGUCUUCUUUGAAAGAAGCCAUCACUUUCAAAGAAGCACAGAAGAUGUGUGCUGAUCUCUUGAAGGGGAGAAUAUUGGUUGGACACGCAGUUAAGCACGACUUGGAUGCUUUGCUUCUAUCCCAUCCCAAAUCAAUGAUCCGCGACACCUCGAGGCAUUUACCUUUUAGGCACAAAUAUGCUGGUGGUAAAUCACCAAGUCUGCGGAAGUUAACCAAGGAGGUUUUGGGCACAGAUAUUCAAGGAGGUGAACAUUCCUCUGUGGAAGACGCAAGAGCCACCAUGCUGUUGUACAAGUCCGAGAAGCGUGAAUUCGAAAAACUACAUAAAAAGACUUUUGGUUCGGAAUCUAGGUGA
Messenger RNA from Huiozyma naganishii CBS 8797, 840 nucleotides. It is a transcript of the gene REX4, whose product is annotated as putative 3'-5' exonuclease. Gene Ontology annotation, cellular component: nucleus. Lineage: Eukaryota; Fungi; Ascomycota; Saccharomycetes; Saccharomycetales; Saccharomycetaceae. Gene Ontology annotation, biological process: rRNA processing; ribosomal large subunit assembly. Bases 1 to 840 code for a protein of 279 amino acids. The record is from RefSeq and is a predicted model, not a curated record. Gene Ontology annotation, molecular function: nucleic acid binding; 3'-5' exonuclease activity. The transcript has a single exon.